Messenger RNA from Cyphellophora attinorum, 1485 nucleotides. RefSeq names its product putative phospholipase A2. The record is from RefSeq and is a predicted model, not a curated record. The transcript has 2 exons. Gene Ontology annotation, molecular function: 1-alkyl-2-acetylglycerophosphocholine esterase activity. Lineage: Eukaryota; Fungi; Ascomycota; Eurotiomycetes; Chaetothyriales; Cyphellophoraceae. The coding region runs from base 1 to 1485 and encodes 494 amino acids.
AUGAUUCGCCUUCCACCCCUGCUCAAGCCUCGCCUUACCUGGCAAUACAUUGUGUGUGCAUCCAUCGGCGUAUACAUUUCCUACUGCGUUCUCUUCGACUCUCCUCUUUUCGCGUCCCGACUACCGCAAUAUACCGGACCCUACAAUGUCGGCGCAAUCGACAUCGAGGCGCCAUGCGAGGACCGAUGGAUCAGCAACUUCAGAUCCAGAAGCACUGGCGAGCCGGCAUUCCAGUUGUCAACUGUACUUUUCACGAUCUACUACCCCGCCACAAAUAAGCACUCUAGACCAAAACAUCGGCAUUAUUGGAUUCCCAAGCCAAUAUCUAUUACUGGCGAAGGCUACUUGCGCUUCGGCGGUGUGAACAACUUUAUCAGCAAUAGCAUCAUUACAGGCGCUUUAUGGGGAGUCGCUGGCGGCAUCACCAUUCCCGGAAAGGUCGACGUCCCCUUGGCCGAUGUCGAGCAGGCCAAGCUCCUCGCAAGUCAAUCGGACUACACAAUCCAGAUGCUCCCCCAGCACAAGGACCAGCUGCCCGUCCUCGUGUUCUCGCACGGCUUUGCCUCCUCGCGAACAGACUACACCAACUACCUGGGAGAGCUGGCGAGUCGAGGCUACGUUGUGGCUGCGAUCGAGCAUCGAGACGGGAGCGGGCCAGGAUCCCUUGUCAUCAAGGACGGGAAGCCGACGAAGGUCGCGUUCCCCAUCAAGUUCUCCCACAUGGCAGAAGCAUCAGAUCUGGACGCCGCGGACUUCAAGCAAGCACAGCUCGACUUUCGCCAGGCUGAGGUCGAGGAGACCAUCCGUGUCCUCAAAGCAAUCAACGACGGCCAGGGUGACAAUAUCUACCAGUCAAAUUCUCGCAACGAGGGCAAGGACUUACAACACUGGAAAGGUCGCCUGAAUGUGAAGGAGAUCACCAUCGGCGGCCAUUCGUUCGGCGCUACUUUGGCACUGCAGACUCUCAAGGGUGCUCCGUCUGAGGCACUUCCGCUUACAGGUGGCGUUGCUCUCGAUCCUGGCAAGAGCAGUGGACAGCUCAAUGCCGACAUUAAUGUUCCGCUCCUGGUCAUUCACUCAAACUCUUGGUCGAAGCAGGACUCCGUUUUCUUCGGCCGACCUCACUUCGAUGUGGUGAAGGAGCUUGUGGAGGGUGUUGACAACAGAGGGAAAGCAGCGUGGUUUUUGACUUCUCUGGGCACUUCUCACCCGAGUGUGACCGACGCGCCUUUGAUCGAGCCACUUCUGCUCGGACUCGCCACCGGAUCGACUAUCGAUGCCAAGGAGGGCGUACGCGAGUAUUUCAAGGCUACCGAAGAGUUUCUGAGAUAUCAACAUUUCAAGGUGCGGACUGGUCUGCUUGCACAACCGAUCUCGCAUCCGGAGUACAAAGACCCGGAGGGUGACAAGAGCGUGCUGGAUAUGCAGUAUCAGAAGUACUGGCAGGUGCAUGUGGCGCCCGACAUGGCACUGGACGCGACGUAA